GUACCGCGAAACAAAAAUAAAAUGUGACAACCACCCCCGUCUCAAAUCACAAUCACUAUCACAAUCGCCCUAUCAAACAUUUCCUAUCAGCCCUCUCAAAUUUCAAAAAGAUCCGAACUUUAUUUUUCCUUUCAAUUUUCUAAAACCCCCCGAUUCAAAUCUUCGCUGCAAAACCCUAAUUUUGUCGGGAAUUCUUGUUCUGUAGAUGGGUUUAAGAUUUCUCAAAGAAUGGGUGCUCUAGCAAGUAGUAGUAACCACAAAAGAGACCACCGAUAUACCAACGACAACCUAUUUUCAAAUUCUCCAGAUUUUCACAUAUCUAAAAAGCCCAGAUUCUCUACUUUGUAUCAAACUCCUGAAUACAACAACCAAACCCUAGGUUCCUCUAACAGUAUUGCCUCUAGAAUCUCUAGGUACCCAGAAUCAGCUACAAAGUUUCGCCGAGAGGUCCACGCCCCUUGUAGACCUCAGAAAUUUGGCUUGUCAAAGAAUAGAAGUGGUGAUUUUAGUGAAAAGAAGAGAACUUUUGGUAGUGGUGGUGGCGAUUUAAUGUGGAAGUUUUUGAGUAAAAAGUUGGGUCAUGCGAAACAAAGCGCGUUUGGUGCGAUUAGGUAUUUGGUUAAAGAGAAAGAAGUGGUUGAUCUUGAUAAUGAGAGUGAGAAGAUUGAGCAAGAAAUUGUGUCUGAGGAUUCUAGUAUUGAAGAAGUCGAGGUCAUUGAAGACGAUGGAAUAGAGGGAGGGUCCACGGUUUUGGACCAGAGGUUGGGAAGUGGGGAUGUUAAGAUUUUGGAGGAGAGAUCAGUGGUUACUAUUGAUGGGGAUUUAGGGGUGGAGGAUGCAGGGAAGAUGCUGGGUUCAUUGGCAUUGAAUAAUGAAGUUGAAGUUUUGGGUGUUGAGGCUUACAAGAAGUUGUUGAUGAAUACAGAGAGGAGGAACAGGAAGUUGACAUCUUUGGAAUUUGAGAUUGAGUACAAUGAGAAAAGGUGGGGUUCGCUUAAGGCCUUGCGGCCUGUGAAGAAGGAACCUGUAGAGGAGAUACCUCGUGAGCCUUUUAUCCCUCUCACACCUGAGGAAGAAGCCGAGGUUAAGCGUGCAUUUUUGCCCAACAAUAGGAGGAGGGUCUUGGUCAGUCACGAUAAUUCCAAUAUUGAUAUUACUGGAGAAACUUUGCGCUGCCUUGCACCAGGAACAUGGUUGAAUGACGAGGUCAUAAAUUUGUACAUGGAGUUGCUUAAAGAAAGGGAAAGGAGAGAACCGAAGAAGUUCUUGAAAUGUCAUUUCUUCAAUACUUUCUUUUACAAAAAGGUAUGACUUUACUUUCUGUCCUUCAAUCUUGUUAAACGUUAGUCUCAACGUAAUGCAUUGAAAUAUUAAAAAUAGUACUCUUUUGGCAGCCAUGGUUCAAUUUUCUUGAGAAUUAGUGAGGUUUGAUUUGUCAAUUUCGAGCCUGUUCCUCUGCUUUCAUGUUUUCCCCUUUACAUUGUUCAUCUUUUUAA
Molecule: messenger RNA, 1496 nt
Organism: Populus euphratica (Euphrates poplar)
Lineage: Eukaryota; Viridiplantae; Streptophyta; Magnoliopsida; Malpighiales; Salicaceae
Product: ubiquitin-like-specific protease ESD4
Exons: 4
Coding region: 229-1311 (360 amino acids)
Biological process (GO): proteolysis
Molecular function (GO): cysteine-type peptidase activity
Source: RefSeq, a predicted model, not a curated record